Phytophthora infestans T30-4 is the source of this 393-nucleotide messenger RNA. RefSeq lists its product as uncharacterized. The record is from RefSeq and is a predicted model, not a curated record. NCBI's taxonomy places the organism in Eukaryota, Oomycota, Peronosporomycetes, Peronosporales, Peronosporaceae. The transcript has 2 exons. Bases 1 to 393 code for a protein of 130 amino acids.
AUGAAGCUUCAAGACGACAACGUAACGCUUCUCGAUGUGCGCGAUAUCUUUGAUGCGCUCAUCGAGAAGCAUUCCGUUGUGAAAAAGUAUCUUGCUGCCGACGCAAAUACGUGGACUUCGAGCGAGCGUGCGCACGGACGCCCACAGGGCUUUGCCGAGAGAGUCUUGGCGACUAGAAAAAAGCGGCGCGGUGCAAAGAAGAUAUUUGAUGGUGUGCUUUUCAUCCCGCCGACGUCAAACACCGUGGAGCGUCUUUUUAGUGUGGCGAAACAUACUCUUUCCCACCAUCGCCAGCGUAUGCUGCCUAUUCACCUUGAAACCGUGUUGUUCCUGAAGAUGAAUCGGCGUUCCUGGGACGCAAACACUGUAGCAGCUAUCGUGAACGCAAAGUAA